GCCUCUUCCGCCCCGCCCCCGUUGCCGGGAUACGCGGAGGCGCGGGGCCUCCCGUGGUUUCAGCCCCGUGGGCCCCGGAAGGCUGCGCCAGGGUGGGCGAGUGGGCGCGUCCGCGGGGCGGACUGGUGCUCCCGGUGGUGGCUGGCUGAGCCGAGCCUGCCGACCUCCCUCCUCCUGCCGCGCCAGCACAGUGGUUAACGUGAACAAACAUGGCCAGUAAUCACAAACCAGCAGCUGCUCGCCCUGUUUCCCGAGGUGGAAUCGGGUUGACAGGAAGGCCUCCUUCUGGAAUCCGACCCCCAUCAGCAAACAUUCGAGUGGCAACUGGAAUAUCACCUGGAACCGCAAGACCAGGCUCCCGUGGAGGCCUCAUAGGGACAGGAGUUCUGUCUUCUCAGAUUAAAGUUGCAGAUCGUCCAGUAACACAACAAGGUUUGAGUGGAAUGAAAACUGGGAUUAAAGGUCCCCAGAGGCAAAUUUUAGACAAAUCUUAUUAUCUUGGGCUUCUUAGAAGUAAAAUAAAUGAACUUACAACAGAAAUCAAUAAACUUCAGAAAGAAAUAGAAAUGUACAAUCAAGAGAAUUCAGUUUAUUUGUCAUAUGAAAAGAGAGCUGAGACUUUAGCUGUUGAAAUCAAAGAGUUUCAAGGACAACUAGCAGACUAUAACAUGUUGGUAGAUAAACUUAAUACCAAUACUGAAAUGGAAGAAGUAAUGAAUGAUUACAACAUGCUUAAAGCUCAAAAUGAUCGAGAAACACAAAGUAUGGAUAUCAUAUUUACAGAAAGACAAGCGAAGGAGAAACAAAUUAGAAGUGUAGAAGAAGAAAUUGAACAGGAAAAACAAGCAGCAGAUGGCAUUAUAAAAAAUAUGUCUCCUGAAAAACAAGUGAAGUACAUAGACAUGAAAACCACAAAUGAGAAAUUAUUACAGGAAUUAGACACACUUCAGCAGCAACUAGAUUCACUGAACAUGAAAAAAGACAGUCUGGAAGCUGAAAUAGCACACUCCCAGGUAAAACAGGAGGCUGUAUUGCUGCAUGAAAAACUUUAUGAGUUAGAGUCCCAUCGAGAUCAAAUGGUUGCUGAAGACAAAAGCAUGGGAUCCCCAAUGGAAGAGAGAGAGAGAUUACUUAAGCAGGUUAAGGAAGAUAACCAGGAAAUAGCUAGUAUGGAACGACAGUUAACAGAUAUAAAAGAAAAAAUCAAUCAAUUUCAUGAAGAAAUUAGACAACUUGACAUGGAUUUAGAAGAACACCAAGGUGAAAUGAAUCAGAAGUACAAGGAGCUUAAAAAAAGAGAGGAAACUAUGGAUGCUUUUAUUGAGGCUUUUGAGGGAAAUAAAAAUCAGGAACUGGAACGGAAGGCACAGAUAGAAGCUGACAUUGUUGCACUUUUGGAGCACAGUAGUCGGAAUAUAAAUCGUAUGAAACAGAUAUCCUCUAUCACCAAUCAAGAGCUGAAGAUAAUGCAAGAUGAUCUCAAUUUUAAAUCUACUGAAAUGCAGAAAUCACAAAGUACAGCUAGGAAUUUGACUUCAGGUUUCACAGCCAGAAUUCGUAAAGCCUUCCUCUCACUCUUGGACCUGUUUCUUUCUAAGAAAUUUCUUCUCCACAGAUACAUCAAGGUCUUCCCAGCCAACAGUCAACGUCUACAGUUGGAUCUACAGAAAAUGGAGCUUCUGGAAAGUAAGAUGACUGAGGAGCAACAUUCUCUAAAAAGCAAAAUUAAACAAAUGAUGGUUGAUCUGGAGACAUUUAAUGAUUUGCCAGCUUUAAAAGCAUCAGGUGAAGAAAAGAAAAAGAAAUUACAUCAGGAGAGAGCAGUAUUAUCAACUCGCAGGAAUGCCUUUAAGAAAAUAGCGGAGAAGCUAAACACAGAAUAUGAGAUGCUAAAAACACACCUGCAAGAAAAUGAGACACAUUCUCAGCUUACAAAUUUGGAAAGGAAGUGGCAACACCAUGAACAAAAUAAUUUUGUGAUGAAAGAAUUCAUAGCAACCAAGAGUCAAGAGAGUGAUUACCAGACAGUUAUGAAGAAUGUGAACAAGCAGAUUGCAGAGUACAAUAAAACCAUCAUGGAUGCUCUGCGUAGCAUGAGCAGAAACUGAGUCUGAACCAACUGCACGUCUCUACAGAAGUAUCCUGUUGCUAUGAAACUUUAAACAAGCUGACUGAAAAAUAAAAAAGCUUACCCUUGAAGAAUCUUACCUAAGAUGUUUGAAUGCUAUACUUUUUAUGGCCUCUUUGAAGAGUGAUGUUUUAAAUAGUAGGAUAAUUC
Molecule: messenger RNA, 2278 nt
Organism: Pipistrellus kuhlii (Kuhl's pipistrelle)
Lineage: Eukaryota; Metazoa; Chordata; Mammalia; Chiroptera; Vespertilionidae
Gene: IFT74
Product: intraflagellar transport 74
Exons: 21
Coding region: 210-2108 (632 amino acids)
Biological process (GO): cilium assembly; intraciliary transport involved in cilium assembly
Cellular component (GO): intraciliary transport particle B; cilium; centrosome
Molecular function (GO): beta-tubulin binding
Source: RefSeq, a predicted model, not a curated record